Chenopodium quinoa (quinoa) is the source of this 1860-nucleotide messenger RNA. RefSeq names its product RING-H2 finger protein ATL65-like. The transcript has a single exon. Gene Ontology annotation, molecular function: transferase activity. Lineage: Eukaryota; Viridiplantae; Streptophyta; Magnoliopsida; Caryophyllales; Amaranthaceae. The record is from RefSeq and is a predicted model, not a curated record. Gene Ontology annotation, biological process: protein ubiquitination. Bases 74 to 1252 code for a protein of 392 amino acids.
UCCCCCAUUUCUUUUUCUUCUACCUCACUCACACACACUCUCUCUCCUGCCUACCUAAUUUCUCUCUCUAAAAAUGGCUGCCAGACCACCAGAACCAGAACACCCACCUCAACCAGGCCCCACGCUUCCUCCAACCUCCUUCUCCUCCGCCAUAGUCGUCCACCAAUCUCCACCGUCCAAACUCCCAAUCGACUUCAGCCCACCGUUGAUCGCCAUGGUGGUCGUCGCAGCAGCAGCCUUCCUCUUCAUCACUUACUCCCGCCUUAUUUCCCGCCACCUCUUCCCGCCAUUUCUCCGCUUCAUCCGCCGUCACCGCCGCCGCAGGAUUCUCUUCCCGCCGUCCGAUAUCGGCUCUCCGCCGCCGCCCUACGAAUCCUCCGACGGAUUCUACGUUUACUCGCCUUACGGCCUCGAUGAAUCGGUUAUCAAGAAUAUUCCGUUGACAAUUUACAAGUUCCCGACGAAAUUAGGGUUUAUCGAAGUUAAUGGAUUCAAUGAUUGCGCUGUUUGUUUACUUGAUUUUGAGGAGGGAGAAUGUAUUCGUACUCUGCCUCUUUGUUGUCACGCUUUCCACGUUGAUUGUAUCGACAUGUGGCUUCGAUCGCACGCCACGUGUCCGCUUUGUCGUGCCGGAGUUUACCUUCCGCCGCCGGAAUCGCCGUUGUUAUCGCCGGUAAUGACGGCGAGAAUCCGUCCGAGCUUCGACGAAGGAAUUCUCCUCGAAAGCAUGUUUUUAGAGCCGUUGCCGGAAGUUGAUGUUGAGCAAAAUUCCGGCGAAAUUCAGGAGGUUUUCUCGCCGGAAAGAAGGAUAAUUCAGUCGGAAGAUCAGCGUUGUAAUAGAAGAGAACUCGAUUUUCUUCUCAAACGAUCGUAUUCGUUUGGAUUUGAACGGAGUUUUCCGUCGGAAAGGUUAGUUAUGGAGCCGGCAACGACGCCGUAUCACCACCGUCAACGGCGGAACUUCUUCUGGACAAAACGACCAUCAUCAACGCCGUUUAGCUCAAUAGCAAAAUCUAGAGUAUUCUCUUUCCGGCGAACGAUGAAAUCUCCGGCGUUGUUCCGGCGACGAGGGUUUUUCCCGUUGUCGGAAUCUUCAGCGAGCUUACGAUACGCUAGCACAGAUGAACCUUCUAGAAGAAUCAAAUCAAUGGCGUCGCCAUUGUUUGGAAGAGCGGCGAUGUUUUCGUCGAGUCGAAUGAGGUCGGGUGAUCCUGAAGCAUUGAUUUCACCGGAGAGGUUUAACAGACGGUAGGAGAUGAUGACACGUGGGAGGUGGAUGUAGCGUUGGAUUAAGGUGGAAUGAAUGAACGGUGAUGAUGGGGUUUGAGGGGUGUAAAUGUGGUGGGGAUGAAGGUGGUGUAAAUGUAGUAGGAAAUUUAAUGGGAGGGUGUGUCAACUGUCGAGUGCAUUAAAUGGGUGAAAUUGACGAAAGAGAAAAAUAUUAAGGGAGUGUUAGAAAGAUGGAGAGAGAUAAUAUAACUUAAGUAAGGGACUUUUUGUUUAAGAUUGCUUUUGGGGAUUCUCUCUCCAUCUAUCUACUACUCUCUAAAGUUGGUUUUUGGGGCGUAAACGGAGCUAUAAAGCAAUGAUGUAAACGAGGUUUGAUCUCGACUUUUGUAAAGAUAAUACUCGUAGCAUAGGUUAGGAGAUAGGUGUGGAGGUGUAGUAGGGGGUGUUAAACUUAAAUUGAUGGGAUUGAUGUUGGUUAGAAAAUAGGGAAAAGAUCAUUUAAUGCAGGAAAUUGAUUUAUGGUACUCUCAAGCUUUAAAUUUCUUUGUUGUGUUUACAAUGGAUUUAUUAGUAGUAAUUCUUGGCGGGAGAUUUAUUGAUAUUGGUCCGAUUUUGGACUAUUCUUUUGUA